Cylicostephanus goldi is the source of this 453-nucleotide messenger RNA. NCBI's taxonomy places the organism in Eukaryota, Metazoa, Nematoda, Chromadorea, Rhabditida, Strongylidae. The record is from the annotation of a GenBank genome assembly.
AUGCACAGAUAUUCGAAUAUCGGCAAUAAAGUAAAAAUCCGCAUCGGCAAUAAAGCAAUACCAAGCGCUCGUCCAUUUUCAAUAGACGAUUUUCUGUUGACAUUAGAUGGCUCCGGACCAUCGCUGACAUGUGGCGUCAAGGGUGACUGGCAAGGUCUUUACCGCCGGUUUGUAAGCAGCGCGAACUUUGUCGGUUGGUUGGCGAACCGUAAUAAAGACGUCAAUGCUCAACUGAAGGCGCAGUACGUGGAAGCAUUGUGUUCUGCUGAUUUAGGAUCAAAAGUACUGGCUACAAAACAUCAUGUAGAAAUAGUUGAUCUGGUACUGAGAGUUCGACAACGAAUUAUAGAGUUGGAAGAAGCGAAUGAGAAGCGGCAUCAAUUGGUCCGUCAAAUCGUCUCGAUAUUGUCUGGAGUUGACGAAGAUCUGAAACAAAUUCUUGUAUGGGUCUGA